Cokeromyces recurvatus is the source of this 303-nucleotide messenger RNA. RefSeq lists its product as uncharacterized. The coding region runs from base 1 to 303 and encodes 100 amino acids. NCBI's taxonomy places the organism in Eukaryota, Fungi, Mucoromycota, Mucoromycetes, Mucorales, Mucoraceae. The transcript has 2 exons. The record is from RefSeq and is a predicted model, not a curated record.
AUGCACAUAAGACGCGAUUUUAGGAGAUCUGAACAAAUUAUGCCUACCAAAGACAUUAUCCUUUCUAACAAAGACAUUACUAUAACCAUCCUCGAAACAGCAUGUGAAGAAUGUGUUAUUGAUUCAACAUUGCAUAAGCAUAUCACCAGAAUUAUUAAUUCUGCAAAGAAAGCUACUCUUGAUGAUUGCGUAAGAUGGAUCAAGGAUUUAAUGUCAUACUUUGAUAGAUACGUGGCCUCUGAGCCCAUCCUGUUUCCACUUGAUAUGCAAACGCAAAUUAAAAUAUAUUUUAUGCAAAAAUAA